Messenger RNA from Daktulosphaira vitifoliae (grape phylloxera), 2465 nucleotides. RefSeq lists its product as uncharacterized. Gene Ontology annotation, molecular function: actin binding. Gene Ontology annotation, biological process: positive regulation of Rho protein signal transduction. Bases 649 to 2112 code for a protein of 487 amino acids. The record is from RefSeq and is a predicted model, not a curated record. The transcript is spliced from 4 exons. Lineage: Eukaryota; Metazoa; Arthropoda; Insecta; Hemiptera; Phylloxeridae.
UUAAAAUAUUAGUACCAUUUAAAUACCAAAUAAAUAAUUAAAACCAAAAAAUAUCAAACCACCAUAUUGUGGUAUUGACUCUGAUAAAAUGGUAGUGUUGUCCUUUAGUAUGUAUAUUUUUGUGCUGGUUAAAUGGAUAUCUAAAUCUGUCGAGUCAAAAAUACUGUGAAAUCCUUGAUUGGGCGUCGCGCUCAUUUGUUUUUAUUCGGUGGUUGCCGGACGUCCGGAAGAGCUCGAGGACUUUUGAAAUGCAUAGCAAGAUGACUGUUGUUAAAAUAUAAUUUAGAACACACGCAUAUGCGCAGCAGUCAUCUGGACUCGGGCUUUGUGCGUAGGCGCGUGUCUUAAGUCUAAUGGCAUAUUUAUAUUUGAUACAAAUAGGAGUAGCGUACAAUAAUUGAUAUAGUUUACGUUUUGUGCGAGUGAUGUUUGCGAAAAAAUAGAAUCGGCAUAAUAUUAUUAUACCACGUGGGUUCUCUGGCAUCGACAGUUUUGCGCGGAAUUCCUUGGCAACACCAUAAAGCACUUCAAUUUUGUCUGUUAAACGCGUACACGCUCACAUACUCGACUUCCGUUCGUCUUGUCCCAGUAAGUCAUCGCACAUCCUUAAUAGUAUACAUAAAAUAUCUCUUGCUUUGCAAUUUAGCAAUGUCUUUUCUUGACAUUGUGUCAAAGUUCAACCAACAGGCGGUUGAACACACUCAGUCUCAAGCCCUUAAUCCAUUUUCGGGACAAUUUGACCAGUCUCGAUCACCUUCUCCACGAUUUUCCCGGGAAGAAUAUGGAAAACCGAUAGCCGGUUCAAAAACAGAUAUGCGAGGGAGGAAAGCUAAAACACAUAUUUGUCGAGAAAUUUUGGAAUUAUGUACGGUUAUACACGACGUUGGUUCAUAUAAUUUGACCAAAAAAUCACCUGACGAUAAUUCAAAUGAGUUCGACGAUGGCACCAUUAUCGUCACAUUUGGCGAAAUAUUCCAAAUUUAUACAAAAAUAUCAGACAAGGUAGUUGGUCUACUAAUAGCAGCCAAACGACGAGGAUUUGUAUUCUUUGACCGUGAAAUAUUAUACCAAAGAAGAGAUGAUGACGUGUUGAUUGCUUUAAUGAAGCCAAUCACUGAAAUCAACAAAAUACUUAAGGCAGAAAUUGAAGAAGCAAAUGCACCACCACCCUCUCAGCCAACUACACAAGUAAUAACAGACGAAGCAAAUUUGAAAAAACCGGUGGCUAUGAAACUUAUUAAGUCUAGCAAUAAUGAUUCGAGUAAUUUCAUAAAAGAUUCAAUUAAGGUAAAUGGUAUAGCCAAUGAAGAUAAAAUGUCAGAUGUCCCUAUGUCGCAAGUUGUAGUCGUCGAGAUAACCGAUGAAUGUGAUAAUAAAAAAAGUGAGAGAGAUGGGGAAGAUAUAACGAAUGAUAGCUCAAAUGAGGUGUGCGAUAACGAAAAACUCGAGGUAGAAAAAAGUACAAAUAACUUAGGAGUUGUCCAAGAAUCACGUCUUGAUAGUCAGUCGGUAGAUUCUGUAUGCGUCGGUGAAAUAGUUUUAGAUGAUAUUGAGAAAGACGUUGGAGGAGUUCAUGAAAUAAUUAUAAAUGCUAUAGAUAGUGUAGUAAAAAAUGAUAUUCAGCAGGAAGACUUCAACGAUAAAACAAAUGGGGAAUCAAAGAAUAUAUUAGUGAAUACAGAGGUGACUUUAAAAUAUGAAAGUCUUGGUGAUAUUAGAACCAAAACUGAAGAAGAAAAAGAAUCUGAAGAAACAAUUAGUGAAGGUGUAGAAGUAAAUAUUGACACUGAAAAAACAAUUGAGAGAGAAUUAGAUGAAUUUAAAUUAGAUAAUAACAUAAAUUUUGACGAAGCUAAAGAAAAUCAAAUUAAUAUUGAAAAUAAUUCAUACAAUACUAAGAAUAAAGAUGAUAGCAAUGAAUAUAGUGUUAAUGAUUAUGAUGAUAUAGAGAAUAAAAUUGAAACAAAUAUUGAAGGAGAAAAGAAUGAAGACAAUAGUAAUGAAAGUAAUUUAGUUGAUAAAAUCUGUCCAGAUGAUAUUCUAAUAUUAAAUGUGUAUGAAGUAGUAAAUAAAGAAAGUGUUGAACUAGACAAAAAUAAAAUAGAUUCGUAAAAUCUUUUGACAUAUGCAUUUUCAAUCAACUAUUCCAAUUUUUAGUACUAGUUAUAAUUUUUAUGUUAUGUUUAUGUUUAAAAAUAAAUACUUAGGUUUAAGAAAAAGUUUGUUAUUGCUUUUGUUAUUGAAUGUUUGUUAGCUAUUAUAAUCUAUACACAUACUUCUCUUUAUAAACUAUUGUAUAACUUAGCAUCUAUAUUGCUCUAUUUGUAUUCACAUUUUCUUCAACUUUUACUAGUUAAAAUUAAUAUUUUUUUACUUCAGCCCAUGCAUAUAUUUAAAAAUUGUGUUUUAUUUUAUGUUUUUAUAUUGCUUUAAUCCAUCCGAAACCACAUGUUAAUGAAAAUAUA